UUGGGACACGCUUCUGUCAACUCAGACAGGUUCUGCUUUCUAUUCUACCUCGAUUGUUUCACUUCUAUCAAUAUGAGUCCGGCUUCAGAUAAAGGAAGCGUGGGUGGCUAUGAGCCCAAACAUGUUGAGCGGGCGUCUCAAAGCGGCGAUGCUGCUGAUCUCACAGCUUUGGGCUACAAGCCUGAACUUCAAAGGAAUCGUUCCAUGUUUACUCUGCUCUUCCAAUCGCUAGCAAUUGCUGCCAUCCCUUAUGGUUUCGGUGCACCUCUCAUCAAUGCAGUCUAUGGCGGUGGUCAACUGGCCAUGUUUCUUGGUUGGAUCGUCGUAUGUAUCCUCGACGAAUGCAUCGCUAUAUCCCUUGGCGAACUCGCUGCCCGAUGGCCCACGUCCGCAGGUCCCUACUACUGGUCCUUCCAAAUCGCCUCACCGAAAUACAGAACUGUCCUCUCAUUUAUAACAGGAUGGACAUGGCUCGUUGGUAACUGGACCAUCACGCUAUCCGUUAACUUUGGCUUCGCUUCGCUACUCGCUGGUGGUAUUAGCAUCUUCCUUCCCGAAUACGAUUGGCAACCAUGGAAGCUUGUACUCAUCUUUUACGGUCUCUGUGUCUUUACCUGGGUAAUUGUCGCUUUUGGAAACAAGUUCCUUCCAACAGUUGAUACGUUUUGUGCUGCCUUCACGGCUAUUACUAUCUUUAUUGUCUGUGUCUACCUAUCGACUGAGGCAAAGGACGGGAGACACUCGCCGAGUUACACGCUUGGACACUUUGAUCCAAACUUGUCAGGAUGGGGGAAAUUUGGGUUCUGGGUUGGCGCUUUGCCUUCGGCUUAUACGUUCUCUGCUAUCGGUAUGAUCACAGCUAUGGCUGAGGAAUGCGGCGAUGUCACCGUGAAACUUCCUAGAGCGAUGUCGCUUUGCGUACCGGUUGGUUGCAUUGCAGGAUUAUUCUUUAUCAUCCCCAUUUGCGCCACACUUCCUCCUCUAGAAAUCCUCCUCGAAGCACCACUCGGACAAGUCUUGCCCGUUAUCUUCUACCGAGUCACGGGUAGCAAAGCCGGCGCCAUGGCCCUUGUAGCUCUGGUUCUCAUCGUGACACUCUUCUGCUCCAUCUCUAUUACGGUCGCCGCCUCUCGAACAACAUGGGCUUUCGCACGUGAUAGAGCCAUUCCUCUCUCCAGAGUGUGGUCCAAGGUUGACAAGCGACAUGGCACACCUAUCAUGGCUCUCACCCUGACCACGAUUAUUGAAAUGCUUCUCGGUCUCAUCUAUCUUGGUUCAAGCUCUGCAUUUAACGCCUUUAUCGCAGUCGGUGUCAUUGGUCUUGCAGCCUCAUACGCAAUUCCUAUUUUCCUCUCCAUGCUUACCCGCCGUGCUGGUGUCAACACGGCCCCUUGGACCUUUGGAAAUAAAUUCGGGUGGAUUAUCAAUAUUCUAGCUGUGGCAUGGAUCUGCUUCGAGAUGUUUCUUUUUACCCUACCCGUUGCAAUCCCCGUUAAUGCUGUUACUAUGAACUAUGCUGUUGUUGUCUUUUUCGGCUUCAUGGCCAUCUCGGCGGUUUGGUACGUUGUACAUGCUAGACACGUGUACAAGGGACCUCCUGAGUCUGAUGGGCUGACUAAGUAG
Messenger RNA from Fusarium venenatum, 1623 nucleotides. Its product is annotated as amino acid/polyamine transporter I. Lineage: Eukaryota; Fungi; Ascomycota; Sordariomycetes; Hypocreales; Nectriaceae. Gene Ontology annotation, molecular function: transmembrane transporter activity. The record is from RefSeq and is a predicted model, not a curated record. Gene Ontology annotation, biological process: transmembrane transport. Gene Ontology annotation, cellular component: membrane.